Messenger RNA from Dovyalis caffra, 1266 nucleotides. Lineage: Eukaryota; Viridiplantae; Streptophyta; Magnoliopsida; Malpighiales; Salicaceae. The record is from the annotation of a GenBank genome assembly.
AUGGAGGGUGGUGGUGGUGGUGGUUCAAGUACCACUUCAUGUAUGAUGGCUUUUGGAGACAACAGUAAUGGACUGUGUCCUAUGAUGAUGAUGAUGCCUCUCAUGUCUUCUUCAUCUUCUGCUCAUCAUCAUCAUCAUCAUCAUCAAGUUAAUGCGGGAGAUUCAUCAAUAUCAAAUACCUUAUUCCUUCCUCUACCUCCUGCCAACAAUCAAGGCCAAAAUCGUAUUAAUAGUAGUGCUAGUGGCUCUUCUUCUAUGAUUCUUGACGAUCACAACCACAACAACAACACUGUCACUGCUACUGGGUGUUAUUUCAUGGAGAACAAUGAUGGUAGUAGUAGUUCUACUUCUGUUAAGGCUAAAAUUAUGGCUCAUCCUCACUACCAUCGUCUCUUGGCUGCCUAUGCCAAUUGUCAAAAGGUUGGAGCACCACCUGAAGUGGUGGCCAGACUUGAGGAAGCUUGUGCAUCUGCUGCUUCUAUGGGCCCUGCUAACACAGGCUGCAUCGGUGAAGAUCCAGCCCUUGACCAAUUCAUGGAGGCUUACUGUGAGAUGCUGACCAAGUAUGAGCAAGAGCUCUCUAAACCCCUAAAGGAAGCCAUGCUUUUUCUUCAGAGGGUCGAGUGCCAAUUCAAAGCUCUUACUCUUUCCUCUCCAAAUUCUGUCGUUGUCCCCUUUAUAAAUGACAAGAGAGUAAGAUAUGCAUCUAGUAAAGGAUUUUUUGGUCUAUCUAGUUCUGCAUGGGCAGAUAGUGCAGGUCUAUAUGGAUUAAGAACUUGUGGUGAGGGCAAUGAUAGGAAUGGAUCAUCUGAAGAAGAGCUUGAUGUGAAUAACAACUUCAUAGAUCCUCAAGCAGAAGAUCAGGAAUUGAAAGGCCAGCUACUGCGCAGGUACAGUGGAUAUUUAGGUAGUCUCAAGCAGGAGUUCAUGAAAAAGAGAAAGAAAGGGAAGUUACCCAAAGAAGCGAGGCAACAGCUGCUGGAUUGGUGGAGCAGGCAUUACAAAUGGCCUUAUCCAUCGGAGUCACAGAAGCUUGCCCUUGCGGAAUCCACUGGUCUGGAUCAGAAGCAAAUAAACAACUGGUUCAUUAACCAAAGGAAACGACACUGGAAACCCUCAGAGGACAUGCAGUUUGUGGUGAUGGAUGCCGGCCAUCCGCAUUAUUACAUGGAUAAUGAGGAUCGACGGCUAUUACUUACCGGUCUCAUUUCAACAUUCAGGGUUCCAUCUCACGGUACUCUCCUUUCUAACCCCAAGGGAUCUUAA